Messenger RNA from Monodelphis domestica (gray short-tailed opossum), 2669 nucleotides. RefSeq names its product transmembrane protein 51 (gene TMEM51). Lineage: Eukaryota; Metazoa; Chordata; Mammalia; Didelphimorphia; Didelphidae. The record is from RefSeq and is a predicted model, not a curated record.
GUCUGGAGCCCGGGGCUGAUGGCGGGGCGUGGGGCUGGGAGGAGGACGAGAGCAGACUCGUUCUCUGUAGCUUCCUCCUUCUCCAGCUCCUCCCAGAAAUCAGCUCUCCUUCCUUCUCUCUUGCACACUUGUGCACUCGCGUGCACACACUCACUCUCUUCUUUCCCCCCGCCUCCCGGCGGCGGCUGGAGGCGGGCCGGCGGGAAGCUGGGGUAGUCCGCCUGGAGGGCAGCGCCGAGCUCCAGCCAAGGUGAAAGAGGAGGCGGCUGAAGCAGGGAGGAGGAGCCCGAUCAGCGGACCGACGGACAGACAGAAAGACUGCCGGGAGAGCGGCCCCAGGAGCGAACCGGCUGCGCAGGGCAUUAAGGAGCCACUGAAGAUAGUCAUGAGCCAGGAUGUGAAGCAGCCAGACCUGUACUAUAGGGGGAUUAUCUUGGCAGCUGGGUGGAAGAUGGAUUACCUUAAUUAGGCAAUUUGGAAGCUGUGAUUGGCCCCUGUGAAGAGGGGAGGAGACAAGAAGCCACUAUAAAAGGCCCUGUAUUUGAGGCUAAAGGGAAGUUGACUCCAAGGAAUUGGACUUCAAGAAGGAAGUCAGCUUAAGGAAGAAGAUUGGCUCAAGGAAAAUAGUUGGUCUUGGGAGUCACCUUCAGCUUGAGUCUUGACCUGCCUCUUGGAGGGAACUUGGGCAAAUCUUGAACCCAAGACUUUAGCAUGAAGGACUGUUGGCAGGUAUCCCCUGAAUUGCUUCUGGUAACAGCUGAUCUUUUGGUGAAGAAGAGAAGUUCAGGAUUUAUUUGGAGGAUACUUGAAGUUAUCUCUUGAAAGCUCACUUAGCCUGUUGUUUUGCCUUACUUUGAAAACAAACACACCAGCUAACGUCUACCUGUUCAGUGUUUGUAUGUGGCAAUGAUGGCUCAGUCCAAGGCCAAUGGCUCCCACUAUGCCCUGACUGCCAUCGGGCUAGGCAUGCUGGUGUUGGGGAUCAUCAUGGCGGUGUGGAAUCUCGUCCCAGGAUUUAGCCACUCGGACAAACCAUUGAUGCAUGGGAACAGCAGCAGCCCCGGUGGUAGUAUCCUUAAGAGCAAGACAUUCUCUGUGGCUUAUGUGCUGGUAGGUGCUGGGAUCAUGCUCCUGCUCCUUUCCAUCUGCCUGAGCAUCCGGGACAAGAGGAAACAAAGGCAAGGGGAGGAGGAGAUAGCCAGAAUCCAGCAUGAAGCAGCUGUCGGAACUCAGACCCAAGAAGAAGAAGACAGCCAAGAAGAGGAGGAAUCCCACUCAAGAUAUUAUGUCCCCAGCUAUGAAGAAGUGAUGAAUACCAAUUACUCGGAGACGAGAGAAUUGGAACAGAACCCUGGGAUGAACAUGUCUCUCCCAUCCUACGAGUCCCUGACGGGGCUGGACGAGACGACUCCCACGACAACCCGGGCCGACACCGAGACCCACCUGCCAGACAGGCAGAACUCCAGGCUGGCCAAACGCCUGAAGCCCCUGAAAGUCCGAAGGAUUAAAUCAGAAAAGCUUCACUUGAAGGAUUUUCGAAUCAACCUGCCAGAGGGGAACCACCCUCCUCCCACAAUAGAACCUUUGACUCCUCCUCCUCAAUAUGACGAGGUCCAAGAGAAAGCAGCAGCUGAUACUCGGCCGCCGAACUGAGCUCCCGAUGGUCCUGGGGCAUCACUGCUCUGGGCUUUGUUUUGCCAAGAGAUUCCAAUGAGCAGGAAUGGCUUACUUUUAAAACUGAUGGACCCCCAUAUAUGUGUAUCAUAUUAACUUUGGUGGGAAGGGAGGACAGAGGUCAAGGAAUGAGAUCAAGAGCCAGAGGGUAGCUGGGUAACUCAGUGGAUGGAGAGCCAGACUUGGAUACAGGAAGUCCUGGGUUCAAAUCUGGCCUCAGACACUUCCCAGCUGUGUGACCCUGGCCAAGUCACUUGACCCCCAUUGCCUAGCCCUGACUGCUCUUCUCCUUGGAACCAAUGCACAGUAUUGAUUCUAAGAUGGAAGGUAAGGGUUAAAAAAAAAAGAGUACUAGGUCAGACUGACAUUCCACAAAAACUUACAUAGCAGAGAGAUUUGAAAGAAACCCCCAUCUUAGAUAUCUCUGUUUCUCGGUUGAAAUGGAGGGACCUAUUUUGGAUCUUCAGUAGCAUCCCUUCUCAAUCCUGAGUUAUUAGUAAGAAUCACUCCUCUUUCCAUAUAGGAAAGGAAAUAUAUAUAUAUUUUUUGACUUUUGAGUGUUCGUGUGUGUUUUCGUUUUCCCAGUAGAAAUGUCUUUUUUGUUUGUUUCGAAGAGAAAACAGGAAACGUCUCUGCCGUCACAAGCAUUUUGAAACGUUAGCAGCGACGUGCAAGGGAUUCUUUUGUCACCAGACUGGCCUGGCAGCCAUAUGAAAGUGGUUCAGGGGCCUGCAAGCCAGGGCUUGGGCUUGGAAAGCCCCUGAAGCUCUCACUUUGAGGACCAAAGGUCUGCCGGGCUGCCCACUGCGGACAGGUACCGGUCUGUGUGGGCCCAUUUCUCUCCUCUCUCUUACACGACUGGGGAGGACCAAAAGCAAUCCUCACCCAAAGUGCAGCCAAGAUGCUCGAUGUUUUCAAAGGCUUCUUCUAAAAACUGUGCAAUGGAGUUUGUUUGUUUGUUUGUUUGAAUAAUAAAAAUCAUUUUAUAUGUAGUA